AUGGCUUAACUUUCAUCCAACAGAUUCUCACUACCAAGCAUUGGGUAAAAAGAUGCUUAACCUAAAAAAAUCCCAGUGUUAAGAGCAAUGAGACCUUCUCUUUUUCUGAAUUAAAUUGAUAUAAUUCCUAAUUCUUUAAAAACCGAGGCAGAAGUAACUGAUAGAAGCAUUUCCAAACCGAUUCGCACUGAAAUUGAAAGCGAUCCCCUCAUAGAACUUUCUUAUCACUUUAAACUUCCUAAAUUGGGCACGUAAAGAAACUAAAGGUUAUAGCAGUCACUACCUGAUUUACCUCUCAUGAACAAAGACUCAAGUGAUGCCUCUCCAAUUGAUUAUUAGAGGCCAUCAAAGAGAACAAGAUUGUUUUUGAGAAGAUAAGAAUCCAAAUUAGAUGCUCCAGUACUUAAAUUUCAAAGGAGGAGAGUCGAAUUCAAAAAGUCUUUGGUGGUCAUUGAUUUAGAGACUGGCAUCUAAGACAGAUAAGAAUUAAAUGAAGUAAAGAAGCCACUAAGAAGGAUCGCACAUUAAAAGACUAGAUCUUAUCAGAAGAAAUUAGAGUGA
This is a messenger RNA of Paramecium octaurelia, 561 nucleotides long. The record is from the annotation of a GenBank genome assembly. NCBI's taxonomy places the organism in Eukaryota, Ciliophora, Oligohymenophorea, Peniculida, Parameciidae.